Molecule: messenger RNA, 7328 nt
Organism: Drosophila melanogaster (fruit fly)
Lineage: Eukaryota; Metazoa; Arthropoda; Insecta; Diptera; Drosophilidae
Gene: mtt
Product: mangetout
Exons: 19
Coding region: 1622-5869 (1415 amino acids)
Biological process (GO): G protein-coupled receptor signaling pathway
Cellular component (GO): membrane; plasma membrane
Molecular function (GO): G protein-coupled receptor activity
Source: RefSeq, marked reviewed
AGUUCCAAACGCGAAUCCACAGAGCACGGUCGAUCCCUUGGCCAUUGUCGGUUGAAAAACAUGUUGUGAACACAUUUCCCAACGAUACAAAAAGUGCAAGUGACUACGUAGAAAACGUUGACAACUGGAGUUUACAAAUCGAAUUAUAAAACACGCUGUUUAAAUAUAAAAAUUAUAAAAAAAUUAUUCAAUUUUUCAAAAAUACAAAAAAAGAUGUGUGAAAUUACAAAAAUAAAUAAUUGAUAAAUACAGUGAAAACUGAAAAUACAUUGAACACAAUUGAGAUUAUAGCAAAACGAGAUUAAAGUUACGUGCAUAAGAAGAAGUUAUGCGGAAACGUUAAAGCUGAAUAUAAUAUAAACAAGUUACAUAAAAGUGUCUGGAAUUUAUAAAGCAGAGGCUUAAACUUUAAUAGGAUAAAGCAGAGAAUUCGUGGAUAAAAAGUGAAAGCCUGUGCAACAAAGUUGGCAGCCCAUAAAAAUGCUCUGGACUGGAGUGGGCGUAAAUUAGCAGCCACAUCAAUUUCAGCGCGGCGAGUCAAACUUAAUUAAAACGCGUGUUGGCCAGACAAAUUUUCGGACCCUGUGGAGACUUAAUUGAAAUUUAACCAACCGCUCGCACCGCGAAGCAAAUGCUUUGGCUGGCAGUGCUCCUCCAGGCUCUGCUGCCCGGCUAGAUUGCCGAUUUCCGUGCCCACGUCCAUGCCGAUGUCUAUGUCCAAGUCCUUGCCACACUGAUCGCCCACUGCAGCUGAAGUGCACCAGGAAUAACGAUGCCACCGCUGCUGCUUGCGUUCAUGUUGCUGCUGCAGCAGCAACAAUUGCUGGCAGGCAGCGCGACCGACCAGCAAUUAGCCGGAGCGACUGAUGACGGAAGGUCGGCCGCCGCAUUAAGUGACAAUUUAAAUUCAACGCUUGUACUGCUAGCUGGUAAAACCAUAAAAGCCAUUGAGCGACAGACGAAAGCUGCAGAUAGGAUGGCAGGCGGCGCGACGGAUAAGUUGCAAGUGACACCUGCAAACCAAUUACCUGCGAACACAGCGGCUACCUCCACUCGCCCAGCUGUGCUCCGUACUUUGGAUUCCUUUAUGGCCGCCACAAUGGCAACCGGAAACCAGUUGGGACCAGGCGCACCAAGGGGGAUAAAAAGUGCGGCAACCUUAGAAGCAAGCUCGACGACAACAGCACCUCCACGAGCAGCAGGUGUGUCAGUAGCAGCAGCAACAUCAGCACCAGCAGCAACAGCAGCAACAGCAGCAUCAGCAGCAAUAACUGCAGCAAUUCAAGCCACGGCAGCAACAUCGCCGACUCGGGAGCAACACACGCUGCCCCCACGUCCCGCAGUGGGGCAAAUGGCACGGAUAAAUGUAGCAGCAAUAAUAGAAGACCAAAUUGGAAGAGCAGUGAUUCCGAGCACAACAAACAAGGCCGAGACACCAGCAACACCCUCUACCACAUCCACGUCCACUCCCACGACAGAAAUAAUACUAGCAAAAACAAAGCGCAGCGAGUCGGACAAGACCAAUAAGAUUGGCCAGAGUGUUCAGAGGGACGAUAUAAAAUUCAAUCCGGAUGCCGAACUAACCCAUGGCUAUGCAAAUGCCACAGAGGCGUGGCCAACAAUGACAACUGCCAAUAUUGUGGCAGCGCCAGCAGCACCGACCAUAUCGCCGGCAAUAACGAGCACGGCGACCAGGAUUGGUGGCAAGGCGGUGCCCACGCCUCGGUUACUCGGAUCCGGUGCGGCGAAUGUGGCCCAGAUACUGGCCAAGUCUCUGGACAGUCCGUCCCCAUCAUCGUCAUCCGGCUGGCCGGUUAAGCAUGCCGCUGUGCUCGAGGGCGAUGUUAUAUUGGGCGGCCUGAUGAUGGUCCACUCGCGCGAGGACAGCAUCACUUGCGGACCCAUAAUGCCGCAGGGCGGCAUCCAGGCCUUGGAGGCGAUGCUAUACACCUUGGACCAGGUGAACAAGCAACAGCUGCUGCCGAACGUCACUCUGGGCGCCCACCUGCUCGACGAUUGCGACAAGGACACCUACGGCCUGGAAAUGGCAGUCGACUUUAUUAAAGCGCAUAUACAAAUAAAUUCAGAAUAUAUCACGGUAAAAACCGAAGCCAAGGCCAAAAUGAAAACAUUCUGUGACGAAAGCAAAUGGUCCGUGCAAAUUUGUUUGCUCCUGCUCCUGGUCGUUCUGUCCACUUGUCACAUCCUGCAGACCGAAAGCCAGGUGGUCGGCGACAUCGAACAGGCGGACGACGGGGUGGCGUCCAGUCAUCGUCGCAGUCGUAGUCACAGUGCCAGCCAUCAAGCUCACGUUGGUAAUGGCAAUAAUCCUGGCUGCAAGCACCUCCAUCAUCGUCAGCAUCGCGGCAAAAGUCACGCCCGGAAGCACAGACAGAGCCAUUACGAGAUGCUCGAGCUGGAGCAGCGGCAGCAGCGGAUGGGCAAGCACUGGCGUCAGUGGAUGAGCCACCUGCAGUCGCCGGAUUAUGCCAACGAUGACCCAUUGCCAGAUGGCAGGCGCUCCUCGCCGGCUAAUGCAGACCUUACCUACGACCACUUCGAGCUGGAGGACUACCAGCGAUAUGCUAAUAUUGACCUAGCAUCGCCGCGCUCCGGUCGCCAUCGCGGUCGCCAUCUGCCCCUGAACAACAUGAACCUAAUGCUGCCGCUCAGCUCGGCGGAUGGUAGUGGCAAGUACCUGAGAUCCCUGCCGGAUUCGGUGAGCUUCCAAAACGAUCGAUUGUACGCCACCCAGCCGCAAAGGCACUGGCCCGUCAAGCGGGAGGCUAUCGUGGAGGGCGACGUCAUUCUGGGCGGUCUGAUGAUGGUCCACUCGCGCGAGGACAGCAUCACCUGCGGUCCCAUCAUGCCGCAGGGUGGCAUCCAGGCCCUGGAGGCCAUGCUCUUCACUAUCGACAGGAUAAACCGGGAGCAGCUCCUGCCGAACAUUACCCUGGGUGCCCAUAUCCUCGACGACUGCGAUAAGGACUCGUAUGGCCUUGAAAUGGCCGUGGAUUUUAUCAAAGGGUCCAUCAGCAACAUAGAUGACGCGGAGUAUCACUGCAAUAAGACGCAGGUGCGCAAGGUCAUCUCGGGGGUGGUGGGUGCCGCCUCCUCGGUCACAUCCAUACAAGUUGCCAAUUUAUUGCGGUUAUUCCGAAUUCCCCAGGUGUCGUACUUCUCCACCAGCCCCGAGCUGAGCAACAAACAGCGAUUCGAGUACUUCUCCCGCACUAUUCCCUCGGAUCACUACCAGGUGAAGGCCAUGGUGGAGAUAGUGAAGCGGAUGGGAUGGAGCUACGUGUCGAUUAUCUACGAGGAGAGCAAUUACGGAAUCAAGGCUUUCGAGGAACUGGAGGAGCUCCUCGCACGCCAUAACAUUUGUAUUGCCAUCAAGGAGAAGCUGGUGAAGGAUUCGGGAGUGGCCGAGGACAUCGCCUACGACAAUAUAGUGCAGAAGCUGCUGACGAAGCCGCGGGCUCGAGGGGCCAUUAUCUUCGGUUCGGAUCAAGAGGUGCGCCAAGUGAUGCGGGCGGUGCGCCGGGCGAAUGCAACUGGUUCCUUCUCCUGGAUCGGAUCCGAUGGCUGGAGUGCCCGGAAUUUGGUGUCCGACGACUACGAGCCGGAGGUGGAAGGCACGCUGUCUGUGCAGCCGCAGGCGAAUCCGGUGCGCGGGUUCGAGGAGUACUUCCUCAGUCUGACGGUGGAGAACAAUCAACGCAAUCCCUGGUUUGUGGAAUUCUGGGAGGAUCACUUUCAGUGCCGAUAUCCCGGCAGUACGAGCACUCCGUACAAUAACUACACCAAACAGUGCACCACAAAGGAGCGACUUUCACGCCAGAACACUGACUUCGAGGACCAGUUGCAGUUUGUCAGCGAUGCGGUGAUGGCAUUUGCAUACGCCCUAAGGGAUAUGCACCGCGACCUGUGCGGCGGAGGUCCUUCGCUCUGCGAGGCCAUGAAGCCAACGAAGGGUGCAGACUUGCUGAAAUAUUUGCGAAAAGUGGAGUUUGAGGGCCUCAGCGGCGACGAGUUCCGCUUCGACGGGAACGGCGACGGUCCCGCCCGGUACAACAUCAUCCACUUCAAGCAGUCCCAGGCGGGACAGUACCACUGGGUCAAGGUGGGCGAGUACACCGAGGGCGAGCUGCGGCUUAAUAUGACGGAGGUGAAGUUUAAGCGGCUGAGUCCCAAGCCGCCGGAGUCUGUCUGCAGCCUGCCAUGUCUUGUGGGUCAGGCCAAGAAGUACGUGGAAGGCGAGAGCUGCUGUUGGCACUGCUUCAAUUGCACAACCUAUCAAAUCCGCCACCCGGAUGACGAGACCCAUUGCAAGCUGUGCAAGCUGGGCACUCUUCCCGACGCCCACAAGCAGUACUGCCGCCCCAUCCCGGAGAUAUAUUUGCGUCCGGAGUCCGCUUGGGCCAUCGGUGCUAUGGCGUUCAGUGCGACCGGGAUCUUAGUAACGCUCUUCGUAAUGGGCGUAUUUGUCAGGCACAACGACACGCCCAUAGUGCGUGCCUCUGGUCGGGAGCUGAGCUACAUCCUGCUGGCGGGGAUUUUCAUGUGCUACGGUGUCACCUUUGCCCUGGUCCUGAAGCCGACCAACAUAGUGUGUGCCAUUCAGCGGUUUGGUGUCGGCUUCUGCUUCACGGUCGUUUAUGCAGCACUGUUGACCAAAACGAAUCGCAUUGCACGGAUCUUCAAAGCGGGCAAACAAUCCGCCAAGAGGCCCUCCUUCAUUAGUCCCAAGUCCCAGCUGGUAAUCUGUGCGUGCCUGGUUAGUGUGCAGAUACUCAUCAACGGCGUUUGGAUGGUAAUUGCGCCAUCACAUGCCAUGCACCAUUAUCCCACACGCGAGGAUAAUCUGCUCGUCUGCGACUCGUACAUCGACGCCUCCUACAUGAUUGCGUUCUCCUACCCAAUCUUCCUGAUUGUUAUUUGCACGGUCUACGCGGUGCUCACGCGAAAGAUUCCGGAGGCUUUCAACGAAUCGAAGCAUAUUGGAUUCACCAUGUACACGACUUGUGUGAUUUGGCUGGCUUUUGUACCGCUCUACUUCGGAACCGCCAACCACGUUCCGCUGCGCAUCACCAGCAUGUCGGUGACCAUCAGCUUAUCCGCCAGCGUGACCAUCGCCUGUCUCUUUUCGCCCAAGCUGUACAUAAUACUCAUACGCCCCGAGCGCAACGUGCGCCAGAGUAUGAUGCCGCCUCGCUACGGCAACAUGCACCGCACCGCUGGCACAGGACCCUCGUCCAUGAUGGCCGCCGCCGUGGUGACCGCCGCCACCUGUGCCCAGGAGGAGAAGAUCCAGAAGCAUAUCACUCCCACAAACACAGAAAACUCGCUAAAGACGAAGAAAUUGUGCGAAAUGGCCACUCAGACAAUUUCCAGUAUAAUCACGUCGCUGGACAUCAAUGCGUACAAUCAAAUACCAUAUGCCGAUCAAUAUGUGCCAAACAAUGCCACAACGGCCACGACCACGCCCACAGAUAAGGGCAGUGGCAACGGCAACAGCAACAGCAAUAGCAAUACGAAUGGUAGUAGCAAUAGCAACAGCAACAGCAAUGGCGAUGGCGAUGUGGCAACAGAGCAAGUCGUGGCCAACAAUAAUAAAAUCAAUCAGCGACAACAUGGCCAGCCGGCCGUGGCAUUUGCCAUCACAUCGACUAACAAUCACAUAAGCGGCCCAGCAGCAACCAUAACAACAACAGCGGCAACUGGCGAAACAACAACUGAGGCGCUGGUGGCUACAAUAACAACUCCAUUGGCAACGGUGGAUGGCAGCGAAACCAUGUCCGUGGCUCCCAACAAUGGGCAUGGAAACAACGGGAGCCAACGUCCGCCGGUCCUGCAAACAAACUUAUAGCUAAACGCGCAACAAUUGCAGCAACAGCUGCUGAAGGAGCAGCAGCGACAACAAGCCGAGCUGCAAACGCAACAUCCGCAGCAGCAACAUGGAACACAAAGCUCUUCCAGCGACACCGCCAGCACGGGCAGCGGCAGUGCGGCGAAGAAGCGGGCCGCAAUUCCCGUUUAGCUGCCCCCGGAGAUUCGAGAUUCUCGCAACCAUACGUAAGUAGAGGAAAGUGUCUGUUGACCCAAGCGAUUCCCGGCAUCAGUCUAGGGAUGCGGAAAAGCAGACAAGAGGAGGGCAGGAGGUCGUGCUAGGACGGGACUAAAUUGGGAGCAGCUGGGCCACAGAAAUAUCUUCAGAUCUUAGAAGGCGAAAUAAUUCAUUUACCACUUUUGUUCGCUUAUUAAUUUGAGUGAAUUCUGGUUAUACCUUACCCCCAUAGACACAAAUUAUCUUAACGUUCUUUUAUAUAAGUUUAUCGAUAGCUGUACAACAAUGUAUCUCAAUAAUGAAGAUAUUCCUGUGGCACUUAAGGCUUUCUUCAGAUUUUAACAUGCACGCAAGAGUCAUAAGUAAGUAAGAGUCGGCUGAUCAAAAACCUUCGCAACUCUUCCCAAAAACAAAUGUGUUUCUCCAUUUUACACUUCAGCACAAGAGUUAAAAAAUAUAUAUUUAAAAUAAAUUGUCAACCUUAAUCUAUUAAUAAGUGUUUAGUACUUAAGCUUAUCUAGAAUUCUAAGCGUUGUUUCAAAGCGUUCCGAAAGAAACAAAAAAAUGAAAAUGUGAUAUAAUUUCAAAAAUGUGUUUUCUACAACCGAAGCAACUUACAAGCUAUCUGAAUAGUACACGAAACUUAUAGGCUAAGUGAGGCAAACGUUGUACAGUGAGCACUGGAUAAAGAGGACUUUUCGAGGGCGCAAUUAUGUUCCAAAAGGGCUGGGACACAGCCCCUUUGCAAUGUAGCAGCUAGUUAGAACAAUUACAAUUGCAUUUAUUGUGUUGUUUGAGCCCAUCAACAUGGUAGAUUUAAUUGUUGUCCAACUGAGAUGUGUGUACAUAUGUAUGUAUGGUAUUUAGGGGUGCAUUUCUUAGUCGUAGCGACACCUCGAUGUGAAUUCGUAUUAAAGUUAAUUGUGAGCAGCUUUCAACUCGAAAUGUGCUAUCUCCGAAAACACAUAGUUAAAUAUUUGUUAAAGAGCGCAAGUAAUGCAAUACAUGUCUAGCCAAAACAUGGGUACAAAAAAUAGCGAAAUUUGUUCGUUUUCCGUGUCUGUGUGUUCAGUGUAAAUAGUCGUUAAUGAGAAUUCCAUGGAACAUCCAAGAAUUGAAUGUCUUUCAAAUUAGUUACUUGAUGUAUAGUUAAUAUUACUAUUAUAUAAAAAAAAAAAAAAACGCUAAAUGUUUUUUGGCCGCAUAUGGAUUUACGAAUAAAGCAAGACGAAUAUCAAAGAAUCAAAAACACUUUCCAUUU